Molecule: messenger RNA, 3989 nt
Organism: Mangifera indica (mango)
Lineage: Eukaryota; Viridiplantae; Streptophyta; Magnoliopsida; Sapindales; Anacardiaceae
Exons: 7
Coding region: 241-3597 (1118 amino acids)
Biological process (GO): protein transport
Source: RefSeq, a predicted model, not a curated record
GACUUUGACCUAACGAUAUUUCAAAACUGGAAUCGGAUUCGUGGGUUUCCUGGAUAUUACAUAAUUGAACCAUUUCUUCGCUCUUAAGAUCCCCUUAUCCAUCACUGAAUCGGACAAAUCCAUAUUAGAUUUUUUUUUGUUUUAUAAAAUUGAAUACGCAAGCCUUAUUUUACCUCGGUUGCUUACGGGAUUAGAGAAGAGAGUGAUCGGAAUUCUUGCGUUGGUUUCUUGUGAAGCGCGAUGCUCCACCGGAGUUUCAAGUCUGCGAAAUGCAAGACAGCUUUAAAGCUUGCGGCAUCACGUAUAAAGCUAUUGAAGAAUAAAAGAGAAGCGCAGCUGAAACAGCUGAAGAGAGAAUUGGCUCAAUUGCUGGAGUCUGGCCAGGACCAGACUGCCAGAAUUCGGGUUGAACAUGUGGUGAGAGAAGAGAAAACAAUGGCAGCAUAUGACCUCCUUGAGAUUUACUGUGAACUUAUUGUGGCACGCUUGCCGAUCAUUGAGUCACAGAAAAACUGCCCCAUUGACUUGAACGAAGCAAUUUCAAGUAUAAUAUUUGCAUCUCCAAGAUGUGCUGACAUACCUGAACUCAUGGAUGUACGGAAGCAUUUUACAGCAAAAUAUGGGAAAGAGUUUGUCGCUACUGCUGUUGAACUGCGUCCAGAUUGUGGUGUAAGUCGCCUGUUGGUUGAGAAAUUGUCUACGAAAUCACCUGAUGGUCCGACGAAAAUUAAAAUUUUGACUGCAAUUGCUGAGGAACAUAACAUUAAAUGGAAUCCUGAAUCCUUUGGAGACAAAGAUUCAAAACCCGCUGAAGACUUGCUGAAUGGGCCAAAUACUUUGGACAAGGUCAAUAAAAUGCCAAUGGAUUCUUAUGUUCAAGCUCCACAUAGUCAUAAUGAAAAAGGACCCUCAAAUGUCUAUGUUCCGUCUAUGAGAAAUGAAAAUCAUGAUUUACCUGUGAACUUGCAAGACUACAAUACUAGAUCAUCGGGCCACUCCCAUACAGAUAGCGAUGACACUAAGGCAAAAUGGUCUGCUCCUUCUCAACUCGAACCUCGGCCUACAGGAUCUAGUAAUCAAGGGAUGGAGUUUAGGCGGUUGUAUUCUGGAAAUGGAAGUACUUUUUCACCUGAUAGGCAGAACUGGAAUAUGGAAUUCAAGGACGCUACUGCGGCUGCACAGGCAGCUGCUGAAUCUGCAGAAAGAGCAAGUGUGGCUGCUAGAGCAGCUGCUGAACUUUCAAGCCGUGGACAUACCUCACAGCAAUAUUCAACAGAGUCACAAAGAGAUAAAGUGCCUCAAACGUUUUACCAAUCAACAAAUGAAAAUCAUGCAAAAGGUCCCGUAAAUAAUGCCCUUGAUAGAAGAAAUUUUAAGGCCGAUUAUGAACAAUUUCCCACCAAUCAGGAAGAUGAUAUGGCAGGGAUUGCUGACAGAUUUCAGAAAGACAGUUUCAAGAGCCUCAAUAAAUCUAUCCAAUCUGCUUCACUGAAGUCCACUGCAGCCUCUUUUGAUGGCAACCCAUUGGUGAAUAAUCCCCAAAUUGCUGAUGGAUAUUCUCGAAAAAACUCAUCUGAAAUUGAGCAGAAUGACCUUUUAGGUCAAGUUAGCUUAGAGAAGCAAUCUAGCACUUCUCAGGUAGAAUUAAUGAAUAAAUUGCAAUACGGUUUGAAUUUUAGUAGUGUUGAUGAGUUUGAAGAAGUAAAAGUCAGAAAGCAAACUGGCUGUGCCUCCUUUCCUUCUCAUUCAAGCACACUUAAUGAUGAUCAUGAGGCUGUAUCAAGUUUAGGGGGAGAUGCUGAUGAGAAUCCUUUCUCUAUUAAUGACAAAGGAAUUGCUCAAAGAAACUCUAGUAAAGUAAGUUAUCAUGAAAAUGCUGCUGCGGUCUUUGAUGAUUGUGGUUCAGAUGAGAUUGAAUACAAAAUUGAUUUAGAUGGUGAGCACAAGGGAGAUGGCUAUGGUUUGAAUUUCUCAUCUCCUAGUAAAACUACACCUUCUCAUGUUUUUUCAAAUAAGAAUGCUUGGAGUGAUAGGGAAAAUAUUGAUGAGUCAUGGGGGAAAUCUACUCCACAAUCCCAUUUCUCAAUGGAUCACCACUCUGGUUCUGUGUUUUCUGAGAGUAUGACUAGUUCAACAGUUCCUUCACAAUCAGAUAACAUGUUGCCUGCAACUUUUGAUGAUUCAGAGGGUCCAAGUUCAGAAAGUGAAGAGGAUCUUGAUAAGUCUAAGCUUGUUAGGAGCACAGAUACAAGUAAACACGAUGUUUUCACCAAAACUUCUGAGGUCAUCCUCAACAAGAGUAAUGAGUUUUUGGAUUCUUCUUUUGCAGAUAAGGGGGAGGCGGGGUCUGACCAGCCAUGGGUAAAGCCAUCUUUUGAUGUGACACCAGUGGAAGUACACUCGGGUAAAAACCAAGCAAUCAGAUCCAAUGCUGAAUCAGCAAGGAAGUCUGCUUAUGGUGAUGUGUCCACCAGUCAGUCAUCUCUGAGAGUGGGAAAAUCCCAAGUGGAUUUUAAUGAUGGGGAUGAGGAUUCAUACAACAACUCAUUUGAUGAAGGGAAACACCAGCAAUCUCAACGGCUUUCAAGAUUUUCACUGGGCCAAGAAGUCAUGGACAAUGUUCCCAUAGGACAGCUAGCUGAACCCAUAGAACAUACUGAACCUUCAGAUGUCUCCAGUGUGGAAAGUAGUAAUGAGUUGAACCUUGCAAAUUUGACUGGUGGAUUACGAAAUAAGGGUUAUAAGCGUCCACCAUUUAGUAUGAGCCCGUCAGGCUAUGCUUCAUUACCUAAGCAGACAGCCAAGGAUACUUCCACAAUUAAGGAAGCACAUUCUGCAACUGUCAGGGGUCCAAUUAAUCCUGAAGGCACAAAGCAAGAUUCAUACAGUAGGGAAGCGAAGGAAGCAGCCGCUGAAAAACCAAGCAUUAGAUCACAUUUUGGUUCUUAUGGUGAGGAUUCAGAUGACAAGCUCCCACAGCACACUUCUGCAAGCCAUAGAGAGCAAUUCAGUAAUAAAGCUGGGAUUGGAGAAAAUAAAAAGUCAAGCUGGAACCAGGUUCAAUAUUUUAAUGCUGAUGAUAGUGAUUCUGAUGAUGAUAUUCCUAAUCAAGCUUUGACAAGCAAAGCUCGUAUAAAUACCAGACUUUCUCGAAGGACAAAAGCCUCUCCUUUAAACUCUGAGAAAACUACAGUUACUUCAGAGGCAUUGGUAACAUCAGACUAUGGUGAUGAAAAGAAUUCUCCUUCAUGGAAUUUUUAUAAUAAUGAAACCAGACAAAAGCCGAUGUCUCAGAACAAGAGCUCAAGUCGCUUAGGAAGUUCCGAGCGGCCUAGGUUGGUAGAACAAGCAACUGAUGAAUCAAUUCCAGAGUCGAAGGGAUUGUCUUCUGACAAAAGUUUAAGGUCAUCAGUGAAGGAGCAGCCAACCAAUUUUCAACCAGAGAAGGUAACAUCAGGUGGCGCUGAAGGUUUGAAGUCUGCAAGUUCUAGCGUGUUGAGCCAAUCUAAGGAGAAAGCUAGUCAUGUUCACCCAAAGCUUCCAGAUUAUGAAGCAUUAACUGCACACUUACAGUCUCUCCGACAAAGCCGCCAGUAAUUUACUUCUGUUCUUAUAAAUAUAUAGGUAAUUUUGAUCUGUUGCUCACGUUUGCUUUUUUCAUUUUUUAAAUUUAUACUGUAUGCAUUAUAUAAUUUGAUGAUGGAUGAUGAAACAAGAGGCCAAUAAUUUGUCUGUCUGAAUCGGGUCUAUUUGCUCUAUUUUCUCUGUAAACCCAAAAUUUAGGUAUUGUUUGCUGCAAUGAAAUAAAUAAGAUUGUUUGGAGGAACUGGAGAUUGAAGCUAUGGAAUUCAGUCACAUGAUGAAUGUAUGAUCUCAACAAAAGUAGUAACUUUUACGAGUUUGAUAUUCCAUUUACAAUGUAAUAACUCUCCUAUAUGAGACAUUGAUUGUUGAGGUGGAUGUAAUAAACAGUAAUUUUAUGAGUUUCA